Messenger RNA from Trichoplax adhaerens, 1905 nucleotides. RefSeq lists its product as uncharacterized. Gene Ontology annotation, molecular function: DNA replication origin binding. Lineage: Eukaryota; Metazoa; Placozoa; Uniplacotomia; Trichoplacea; Trichoplacidae. The transcript is spliced from 19 exons. The record is from RefSeq and is a predicted model, not a curated record. Gene Ontology annotation, cellular component: nuclear pre-replicative complex; DNA replication preinitiation complex; nuclear origin of replication recognition complex. Gene Ontology annotation, biological process: DNA replication; DNA replication initiation. Bases 1 to 1905 code for a protein of 634 amino acids.
AUGCCUGAUAAUGCUAUCCUAUUUGAUCAUUUGGCUACCCAAAUUCAACAAACUGUAACGCCUAUGUUUGCUCGCUUAAAUUCAAGAGAUUGUAUAACUGUAGAAAAACUAGUCAAGAGCUUUAUGGGGCAAAUGAAAGAGAACAUGAAUGAUCAGGUAUCCGGAACGGAAGUGGAAAUAACCAAUACAACAAGUUAUAGCAUGUUUGAAUUACCGGAUUGGUACGAUAGCGUAAUAGAAGCUUUGCAUAGGAAAAAACAGAAAAGCAUUUCCGAAAUUUAUGUCAAAUUUUUAAAUAUGGUAUUUUUAUUUUAUUACGUAACGCUAUCCUCAUUAGCUGAAAUUGAAAAACCUGCCAUAAUUAUUAUAUUUGAAGACUUUGAAUCGUUCUCGCCUGCGGUCGUUUUGGAUUUUGUUAAAAUUUCCAGUUAUUAUACAUGUAAACUUCCUUUGGCCUUUGUAUUUGGUAUUGCAACAACGGUAUCUGCUGUGCAUAAAUCUCUGACUUAUUCUGGAACAUCGCUUGUUGAAAUUAAAUUAUUCAAGUCCUAUCCAACAAAAGUUUACUUGGAGAAUGUGUUAUCAAAGGUUCUAUUAACGCCUAAUCAUCGCUUUAAACUUGGAUUUAGACCAUUAAGUCUACUAGUCGACAACUUUUUCUGCCAUGAUUUCUCGGUUUCUGGUUUCAUGAGUGGAUUAAAGUACGCCAUGAUGGACCAUUACUAUUCGAACGAAUUAAGUAUACUAUCUAUGCCAAGUCAGCCAAACCAAGCCAUUGUUAUAACUCUUAAACAGCAGAUUAAAGCAUUAUCUCAUGAACAGCUGGAAUUAGUUAGAAUGUUGCCAUCAUUUCGAAAGUAUGUUGACGGAUUACCACCUAAGGAACAGAAAAAACUCAUACUGGAAGAUAAACUGUUAAAGGACAAAAUUAUGGAGCUUUUAAUCGGCCUUGAACAAUAUCAUCAGUUAUUUUUCCCGAUGCUUCAAUGUUUGGAUAAUGUCACGCGUAUUCUGCCCAAGAAUCCUUUGGGGAAACUGACAAUCGAAGUUUAUCUGCGUUGCAUACAAUCCAACAUUACUGAAGAACAGGAUUUUAAGGAUUCCAUGAAAUUGUUAGGAUCUACAUGUAGUGAAGAGCUAAUAUCAUUUCUCACAUCAUGUAUCCAGGCCAUCGAAGAAUACGCUGUUAAUAGUAAGAAUAAUUUUGCUCUAUUUGAAUAUGACAAAUACGAAUUUUUAUUAGACGGAUCAGCAGGAGAUGAAGAAUUCGCGGAUAAUGACGAUGAUAACGAAACUGAUCAAAAUCAGAAAAUAGAUCGUUUCAAGUUGCAAGAACGUCUUAGGCAGCUAUCAAAACGUAAGAAAAGACCAACACGCUUUGAGAAUUGCCGUAGCGAAAUUGUAGAAAAACUAACAGAACUAUUUAAGAAAUAUGCAAAGUGUCCAUCUGAAGUGCCAUUAUACGAAGUUUGUUACUAUGAAUCAGUAUCGGUGCUGAAGCAGCAUGUGACUGCAUCGCCGCGUAUGUCAAUCCAGAAAGCAUUAACAGAUUUUUCGUCUUACCUUAAGAAUGAGACAAAAGAUUACGAGCAAACUCCCGAUAUCUGUGUUGCGUAUCAGACAUUAGAAGACAAGAAAAAACUUGUUAAUUUAGAGGAUUGGAUGCAGGAAUUUAUUCAUGAAGCAAAAUUUGUUGAUAGUAAGACAUUGUGCAAUGGUAAUACAAAACUGAAUCGUAAAGAUAAGCGUACAAACAAACAACAAUAUCAAGAGCAAAACCAAGAAUACGAACAAGAGUUACAGAUGAGAUUCAUGAGAGCCGUAUCGGAGCUUCAAUUUUUAGGAUUUAUUAAGUAUUCUAAAAGGAAGAGUAACUAUAUAUCUCGAUUGACUUGGAUUGGCUAG